This is a messenger RNA of Cajanus cajan (pigeon pea), 1946 nucleotides long. RefSeq lists its product as uncharacterized. The record is from RefSeq and is a predicted model, not a curated record. Lineage: Eukaryota; Viridiplantae; Streptophyta; Magnoliopsida; Fabales; Fabaceae.
UUGGCCGGAAAAUUUUCAGUCUCAGGAACUUUGGAAUAUAGCUUCUGGUCACUUGAUUCCGCAGUGAAUUAUUAUUUGGAUAUUUUCUCCAGAAAAUUGAAGUUUCCGGGAAAAUCACGCCGCUCUCACUCUCUGAAUUCCGAAAAGGUUAAAAUCGCCGAUUGAAAAAGCGAAACAAAGCCUCGCGCGAUCGUGGCGUUCUCGAUGCAAUCGGAAUCGCUAACGGAGAAGGUUUUGGUGCUCGCGGAGGAAGCGAAGGAGGAGGAGGAGGAGGAAGGAGGAAACGAUAGCUUAGGGUUUGGUUCCCGAUGAUUCCUCCUCGACGGAAGAAAUGGACCGAGGCGGAGGAGAAAACCCUAAUCGACAAGUACGGCGAGAUGGUGGCGGACGGUUCGCUCGCGAAGAUGCGCACUCGUGAGAAGAAGUUCAAGCCGAUCGCGUGUCACGUGAAUUCCGUGCACCACGUGCGCGACCCCGUGGCGUUCCCUUGGCAGUGGAGUUGGAAGGACGUUUCCACCAAGGUGCAGAAUAUGCGCCACCAGUAUCUGCUGGUGAAGCAGAAGAUCAAGAGGCCUGAGUUUUCGGGUUCCGGAGGAGGGGAUUGUGAUGGGAGUGAGUUUGAUUGGGUGGAGGGACUUACUCAUUGGUCUAACUUUCUUAGGUAUAAGGAUGUGUUUGGGGAUGUUGCGCUUGUUGUGGGUGGUCAUGGUGGUAAUGAGUUGAUGGGGAUUGGGGAUGGGGAUGGUGAUGUGGAUGGAGAUCGCGAUGGGGAUCAUGGGGAUGGGUUUCUUGCCGGUGGCGGGGGGAUGGAUAUGGUUGAGUUUGGGCAGAUGGGUCAUUCCGGAGAUGGGGAUUUUGGGGCUGCUAUGGAUGGGGUUGACAAUGAGGUGAUGGGGUUGGGGUUUGAGUAUGAGCAUGAGGCUGAGGAAGGGGAGGUGAAUUACAAUGGGGGUGGUCGGGUGAGGGAGGAUGCGGCGGAGAACGGUUUUGUGUUUGAGGAGGAAGGGGAGGUGACAGGGUUGAGUUUGAAGAAGAAGAGGAAGGUGGUGAAGGGGAUGGAGAAGAAGGCGUGGAGGAUUCUCGCCAACCAGCUCGGGCAGUUGAGGGAAAUGGAGGCGCGAUUUGAGCAGCGAGAGGUGGAGAGGGAGCGUGAGAGGCAGAGGAGGGAGAAUUUGCGGGUGGAGCUUGAUAAGCAGUGGGAGAAGAAACUGGAGGAGAGGGAGAAGGAGAGGGAGGAGCGGGAGAAGGAGAGGGAGAAGCUGAGGAGGCAGAGGAUGGCCGAGUGGGAAGCUAUGGAGAAGGAAAACGAAGAGAUGGAAAGGAAAAAGAGAGAGGAAGAGCUGAUGCAUGAGAGGGAAUGGGAGGAGAGGAUGAAUUGCAGGAGGUUAGAAUGGAAGAAGAGAGUUGACGAGAUGCUAAGCCAGCACCGAGCAGAGAUGGGCCAGAUGCAGACUCGUUUUCUUCAUGAGCAACAGAAUCUUACUAGCCAAUUGCUUGGUAUUUUCUCGCAGUGGCCUGCCCAACCCGCUGGCCUAUCUGAUCAUACUAGUGCUAGCAACCAUUAUCUUUCACAAAUGAUGCAAAAUUUGCAUCACGUAAAUGGUAUUGUUCACGGGGACACUAGGGUUGAGGGAGAUAAUCAAGAGGAUCAAUUCAUUGUUGACGGAUGAUGUAUCUCUGCCAUUUUGUGUGUUGUGCUGAGGAGUCCAGGAACAUUUCUGUUACAAGAAGUGGCGAAAAGUGCACAUAACUGUUGAAUGCAUUUUUAAUUGUACUUUCUUCAAUUAGGUAUGAUUGUAUACUGUGUCUAGUUAUAAUAUUUUAGUGUAACUAAUUGAUAUAAAUAAUGCUUUUUGUUCCUUGCUUUCGUCUGUACUGAACUAUGAAGCUGUGAGUGUAAAGGUCACAUUUUUUGUCCAAUACAUGUUUUAAUGUUUCUAUUCAAA